Brugia pahangi is the source of this 5235-nucleotide messenger RNA. Lineage: Eukaryota; Metazoa; Nematoda; Chromadorea; Rhabditida; Onchocercidae. The record is from the annotation of a GenBank genome assembly.
AUGUGGAAAUUAAGUGGUACCUCAAAUUGGCUUUCUGGCGAAGAACGAUCACGGCUAGAAGCUGUACAACGGGAUUGGCGUCUUUCAAGACCUGCUAAGCCUUACUCACCAUGGAGCCGUUACCGGCAACCAUCUGUAGACAAGUCAUCGAAGCCAGUAGGAAUCACCACACGGAAGGACGCAACCGCACAUCAACAAAUUUCAUUUGAACGAAACAGAGUCCCAGCUGUUUCAUCACUUACAGUACAAUCAAGUUCUCAAGGAAGUGAGAAAAAGAUCCAUGAAACUGUGAAUGAGGAAGAUGAAAAGGAGAAAAUUGAGGAGAAUACUGCAGUGAUUUCAAAAACUCCGUCGCCUCUGCCAUCACAUGAAAGUGAGAAGAAAGAUGAACUAGCUCGAGCAGAGGAGAAGCAGCGGGAGGUUGUGGAUGAUGAUGCUGAUGCGGAGGAGGAGAAGCCUAUCGAUAAAUCUCCAGAUGGACGAUUUUUGAAAUUUGAUGAAGAGCUAGGACGUGGAUCUUUCAAAACUGUUUACCGCGGUUUGGAUACAGAAACGGGAGUUGCAGUUGCAUGGUGUGAACUUCAAGAAAGUAAGCUGAACAAGGCUGAAAGGCAGCGUUUUCGGGAAGAAGCUGAAAUGCUGAAAGGCCUACAACAUCCCAAUAUUGUACGCUUCUAUGAUUAUUGGGAAAGGCAAGAUCAUACUGGUAAAAAGAGAUAUAUUGUAUUGGUGACAGAGUUGAUGACAUCUGGGACGUUAAAAAUGUAUCUGAAACGAUUCAAACGAAUAAAUAUAAAGGUGCUGAAAUCAUGGUGUCGCCAAAUUUUGAAGGGACUUUCUUUUCUCCACUCACGUAAUCCACCGGUAAUUCAUAGAGAUCUCAAAUGUGAUAAUAUCUUUAUCACAGGCACAACGGGAAGUGUUAAAAUUGGUGAUUUGGGAUUGGCAACUUUAAAAAAUAAGUCUUACGCUAAAAGCGUUAUUGGAACACCAGAAUUUAUGGCACCUGAAAUGUAUGAAGAAAUGUAUGAUGAAAGCGUCGAUGUGUAUGCGUUUGGAAUGUGCUUACUUGAAAUGGUUACUGGUGAAUAUCCAUAUAGUGAGUGUCAAUUUCCUGCUCAAAUUUAUCGUAAAGUUACUACAGGUGUGAAGCCAGAAUGCUUCAGCAGAAUACCCCAACAGUAUCCUGAAAUCCGGGAGAUAAUUGAUCGUUGUAUACGGGUUCGUCGUGAAGAAAGGUCAACUGUGAAACAAUUGUUGUCAGAUGACUUCUUCACGCCAGAAGAGUUAAUCGGUAUACGAGUUGAAAUUAAGAACCGAGAUGCUGAUCUUAGUGAUAUUAAUUCUGAAAUUCAAAUGCAGCUGAGAGUGUUUGACGAAAAAAAGCGGAAGCAGUACCGUUUUAAAGAAAAUGAGGGGUUGCAGUUUGCUUUCGACAUUGAAACUGAUAAAGCGGAAGAAGUAGUACAGCAAAUGAUUGAACAGCAACAUAUUCCUGAAGAAGAUACACGCAUGAUUACGAAACUUAUCAAGGAUAAGGUUGAAGCGUUCAAGCGUGAUCGCGAAUUCCGACAUGCGGAACUGAAACGUAUGCGGGAAGAGGAACAACGCAAACAAGAGGAAGAAGCAAUUCGUAAUGAAAUGCUUCUAAGAGCCAGAGAGAAGGAGCGUAUGGAACGCGAGGCAGCUACCGCUUUUGAACAACAGCAACAGUCACAACAACAACCGCAGCAGUUGCAGCAGCAGUCACAACAAGUACCACAGCAGCAGCCAAUCGGUGCAUCGUCGGAAAGUGAUGAUCAUCAUGAUGGCCCCGUGAAAUAUAAGAAAUUAAAGAAAAAAGUUGUAAUCGAAGUGCUCCGAAUUGUCAUGGAUGAAACCAAUCAGCAGCCACUGGUCAGCUGCCGUCUUGAUACAUCGCACAAGACAGUUACGUUUCAAUUUGCACCAGAUUCUGAUAAGCCAUCCGUGAUUACGAAGAAAUUGGUAUAUCCUUUGUCUUACCCAGAAAAUACAGAUCAGCUCUUAGAUCAAGAUUGUUUAACGAGUCCGCAAGUAGGAGUUGUUGUGGAUCAGCUUGAAAAAAUUAUCCAGAUGAUUGUUACUGAUCCAGUAAAGGCAGUUGGUGUUAAAAUUAUAAGUUUUGUGGAUUUAGCAUCAGCAAAUGCAGGUGUCGAAACGACAGUGAGCCAGUCGAAUAUUACGGCUAAUACCAUUACUUCUCCAGAUGUUUCAGUGGAAUCAAACUCAGCCCUAACAGCUACAUCUUCUGUGCAGAAUUUUCAGGCUGUUCAUCCUCUCUCGACACUGAAAAAUCAGUCGCUUGAUCAAACGAUGAAUUCUACUGCCCCACAAUCGACAGACAUUACCACACCGUUCGUUAUUUCAAAUGCUUCUAUUUUUCAAAGUUCAUCUGGAAUGGCGCAGUCUCCAUCAUCUGCAAUGCAACAACCUCCAGUUUCAGUUAUUUCACAUGCAGCUGCAUCAAUCACAACAACAACUCCUAGUAUUGCAAAUUCUGUUUUAACUCCUCCAGUAACAUUAGCAAUAACAACAGCAGUGACAACAUCAACAACAGCGUCAACAACAGCAGUAGCAAUAACAGUAACAACAGCAACAAUUACCGCAACCAAGACAUCACGUUUCCUGGUUACCAAAUCAACUUUGCCUGUUGAUAUUAGUAGCUCAAGUGCUCUUCCGUCUCUUAGUUCCAAUCUUCAACAGCAAGCAAAGUUAACUGAUAGUGCAAUCUUGUUGGCACAGUCUUCUGCAACAUCAGCGUCGACUUCCAUUCCAAUGAUAACAUCGCUACAGAUAGCUGCAGGUUCAGGUGGAAUUAAUCAAGUGUUACCUGCCAUAUCUUCUGUGUCAUGUUCAUCAGCCAAGUCGUUGGUACAAAUAGUGCCAUUUACUACUAUUUCUACUGGCCAAAUCACGGCGGCAACAGUCAGUCAUAUGGAUAAUAGUCUCAUUAACGAACCUCAGGCUAGUCAACUGCUUACUUUGCAAUGCAGUGCUUCUCAGUUUGAUUUCCGGUCAUCUAUUAUUUCUUCAAUUCAACAACCGGCCAUUGCUGUAAAGGAUGCUCCACCAAUCGUAAUAGCAGUUAAUAAUAGUACGUCAUCGCCGUCAUUUAAUCCAUCGCAAACUGUGAACGCGUCAGCAACAGUUCUACAUCAUGUGGCGCGUGGUGAAUCACGUACAACGCUCGAGAAGUUGGAAAGUGAGCUUUGUAAAGUAAGCGGCGUAAAUCCACCGAACAACAUUCCUAUCGUGACCAAUUCAGGAUCGGCUCCUCCACCUGAUGUUUUUGCAGUUUCUGGAGGUUCAUUAUUCUGUGCAUCUUUGCCGCAUACGCCGUCCGUUUGUAGCAAUUUGACGCAUAACUUGACGGAUCUAAAUGAUAAGUUGGUAGCGUUAAGUCAGAAAAUGCAAGGCGAACAAAUGGAAGAAGUUAUUUAUCAGAGCAGUGAAACUCUUGCACCAUUAACACAAACACAGCAGUCUCCAGCAAUCACGCCUAAUUUACCUAGUGCUUCGGCAGUGCCACUAGUAUCAGCAACAUUGCCAAAUAUUGUUUCUGGAACGAUAACACCUGGUAAAACAAGCACUACUCCGGAAGCCGGGAUUCUUCACGUCGAUACACUCAAUGAACUUGCUGAUGCUCUGCAGAAGGUAAUUCAUGUUGAACCUCGUGAAACUGGUUCUGUACCACCAUCAGGUGUUGAUAUUGCUAGUCAUGUUACAUCACUCCCUGUUGAGCAUCCAUCACCAAAUGUAACGGACACACUUCAUGCGGGUACCAAUUCUAAAGCGAAGGGUGCCGGUUCUAAAGCGAAGGGUACCGGUUCUAAAGCGAAAAGGAAGAAGAGAGCUGUGCUUGCCAGUGAUACAACAAAGCAUACAUUGGAAGAUAUGAGAAAUAUAAGCAGUGAAGGAGAAGGUGGUGGAGGAGGAGGAAAUGCAAAGUUGGAAGAUGGGAAUCAUCUUGGGGUAACAUCACCUAAUGUUCCAAACAGCGAUGAGGCAGUACUAAAUGUUUCCGCAGUAGCUACCCAAAUGAACAACAAUACCAAUACGGCAACAUCAGAUGGUGGUGGUACAACAACUAAUUCAGCUCCAUUAGCGAAAUUUGAAAAUUUGGAAACAGCACUAACAACAACAUUAGGUACACAUGGGUGUUGCCCAACCGUACCAUAUAUCUUUAAUUCAACCCAUCCAAGUUACCGUAUCAAUAAUACUGCAAAUGCAGAUACUCAACAAACAGAAUUGACGCAGGUUUCGUCUAUGGAUGGAAUCCAUACAUCUCAGCAAUCGUCUAUUACGAUGUCUAGGGUAUGUGAAACAACGAAAAGAUCGACUGGUGAACUUGCUUCAAUGACAGCACCGAAAGGAGCGGUAUUUCAUGUUGGUACACCACCACCAACGCAUUUCAGUGAUUCGGCUAGUCAAACAGAGCUGAUCAGUACACGUGAUCCGUUCGACCAUAUGUUUAGUCCAACGACGUCUUACAAUUCCGACUGUGAUUUUCAGUUAGAUGAGGAAGGUAACGAUGAGGAGGAUGAUCCCAUAUGUUCUCUUUUACAAAGACACAAGCUUGAGAUGGAACUAUUACGCGAGCGACAGAACCGUGAACUACAGCAAGCACGUUCACGUUUUCGUCAUAAUCUAAGCAAUGGAAAUGCAUUGUCGACAACAACUGGUGGCUAUUUGACUCGUUCCGUCGAUAGUACUGGAAGUAUCUUACAUGGUCCUGUCCACAUUCCAUAUCAUCAUCCUCUAACCAGUUCGCGUGUCACUUCCCAAUUGGCCCUUCCUUCAUCGAUAUCUCUCCCCGGUAGUCCACCACAGCACAGUUUCCUUGGACAACAUCUUGCACCGUUAAGAGAUACCCUUCCGCGACGAUCAUGUGCGGCAACAUCAUUGGUUGAAUCUGCUCGUCACACAUCAGUUGAUGCAGCGUUAUCGCGAAGAUCAAUUCAUUACCCUUUGCAAAUUAGCAAUUAUGCAGUUGAUCAACAUCGCCAUUACUAUUGCCAUCAUCAUUAUUAUAAUCAGCAACAGCAACAGGGCAGUAGUAGUUCAGAUCAUUGUCAUUUUUAUGGAAGCAUUUUAUCAAGACAACCAGUAGCAGCAAUUAUGCAUAGAACCAGUGCUAUCACUGAGAUCGCGCCGUCACUCAAUUCCAACAUCGAACGUCAGUUGCGUGAAACAUUUAGUACACCUCCUCAAUAA